AUCGCAAUCAUGUCAAAACAAUCCUCACAACGCCUACCAGCACCUUCUCUAUUCGUAGGCCCACCCUCUCACAAUGCCAGCAGCGCCUCCCUCACCCGCGCAAACACCGACACAUCGCAAACCUCCAAACCCACCGUCCCAUCCUCUCAAAUCCCCGGUCCCGCCUCUCCAUCUCUAAACCAAGGCAAUCUCUCAAGGACGAAUACAAACCUCUCUCGCCAAGGAACACGAGAUCAACUAUCCCGCCAAAACACACGCGACCAACUAUCACGCUCAAAUACAAAUCUAUCCGUACGAGGAGGAGGAGGAAAUGGAGGAGAAACAGCACAAAACAACCAACAAGAAGAAGGAUCCACAGGACCAGUGUGUUUAUCAAACACCACCAUAAGCGAAGAAGUAAAACGCCAACGACCGCGCCGAGGCACCGCAGUUCUAGAUGCGCAUUGGGCGGCCCUGCAAUCCACACUCUCUGAUAUCGAGUUAUCGGCAGGAAGCUCGGCACAUGUGUUUGGCGAAGGUCACGCAAAAGCACUGGAGGAAUUACGACAAGCGCAGGUGGAAUUGGCGAGAGCUUGGGGCCAGACGGAUGCUGCGGAUUCGGACAUUACGGAGACGAAAGAUAAGAGGAAUAGUAAAGAGUCGAAGAAGGAGAAAGACAACACGGAUGGCAAACCCAAUCCACCGCAGAAUAAACACGACAAGAAUGAAAAGGGAAUGUCGGAACAAGCGCAGAGGAAAUUGUCCACUACGACUUUGGACUUGACGUCGGCAGCUAAACGCAGAGAAACGAGUGAUAAAUACUUUGCGGCUGUUAAAUCAGGAGUUGCGGAAGUGGUCAGGAAGUUAGAUGGAGUGGCUGAUGCCAUGAGGGAGGUGGAAAUGCAGAGUAGGGACAUCUGGGGUGAUGGGGAUGGCAAGGGAAGUGAUGGGAGUAGUGGGUUUGGGAGUUUGAGUUCAUGAAGAAAUAGGAAGAGAGGAGUACUGUAUGGCGACAAUGUGGAUUUCGGAAUGGACAUCGAAAGAGUAAAUUCUGAGAUGAGGGUUUACAGUGUCAUUGAUCUGGACAGAGAAGGCAUAAUACCAGGAAGGAGCAAAGGCGGCGAAGGAGCUACCAGGCAAAUUGCAGGAGCGAGACUGG
Messenger RNA from Aureobasidium pullulans EXF-150, 1138 nucleotides. RefSeq lists its product as uncharacterized. The record is from RefSeq and is a predicted model, not a curated record. Lineage: Eukaryota; Fungi; Ascomycota; Dothideomycetes; Dothideales; Saccotheciaceae. The transcript has a single exon. The coding region runs from base 10 to 960 and encodes 316 amino acids.